AUGGAUGACGGAAUCUUUCACAAGUGCCACCGGGGGUCUGCGGACGCUGGGACCGAAGAGGAGGAGACGCCACCCAACAUCGAGCUGGGCGAGGGCGUGGCCAGGAACCACGCCGUUGUCUUCACCGACGGAGACAAGUGCAUCCUCUUCCCGUCCUGCGAGCGUGGUGCCACGGAGACCUUCGUCAAUGGCAGGAGCCUCCAGCAAGUCCUGAGCGACCUAGGUGUGGAGGAGGAUGCUCAGAUCUGCCGGCAGAGCGAGAAGCCGGAGGUCUCUGGCUACGAGCUUCAGCACGGCGACCGCGUCAUUUUUGGCAGGCACUACUUUGUCUUCGUGGUUCCCUCGAUGGGCUCCCCGGAGAUUAUGAUCGCCAGUGGCAAGGUGGACUACGUGGAGGCCAGGAACGAGUGGCAGGUCGAGCAAAGGUCGGCCAUGCAGCGGCGCUUCAGCGGCAUCCACGCAUCGAUCUUCGGAGGAAGCCUCAUGGGACUGGGCGCUGGCAAGUCUGGAGCGCUUCAGCUUGCAGAGCGUGACGAGGUCAUUGAGGCGCAAAGAGCGGAGAUCAGCGAGCUGAAGCAGCAGCUGGCUGCAGCCAAGGCUGAAAUUCGAGAGCUGAAGCACAUCGCAGGAGGCACCCUCGCAUCCUCCACGGUUGCACACAUCUUGUCGGGCGAUUACCGACUGGAGACAUCGCAGGCCGGCGACAUCAAGAUUGAUCGGAUCUCCGCGGCGAUCAAGAAGACGUUUACCGAGUCCAUCGACAAGAUGAUGGCCGUGGAGGCCUUGCUCUCGCGGAAGCAGCGCCGCGCCACACCCGAGUCAGGGGACUCCGCGCCCAGACCCGGAUCCAUCCUGAGGCGGGCGGUCUCCGAGGGUUCGCGGAAGGACAUGCGAGUGCGCGUGGGGCUUGGCGAAAGUGAGGGCCUGGCAGUUGGGAACUAG
Molecule: messenger RNA, 942 nt
Organism: Symbiodinium natans
Lineage: Eukaryota; Dinophyceae; Suessiales; Symbiodiniaceae
Source: the annotation of a GenBank genome assembly